GAUUUAAAUUUCAUCAUGGCUGUUGCACAAGAACACUGGGCCGCUAAAUGGCACAAGUAUAAUGGAAAUAUUCCUCAUGAUGCUUUUCGUGUAGGCCAUUGUGCUAUUGGUCGUGGAGACUAUGAGGGUGGCAAGCAUAUUGGUUAUAUUGAUCCAAAUAGACAACGACUAGUUAUUGGUUGGGGUGGACGUCAAGUUGAAUUACAUGAAUUCGACAUUUUAUGUGGUGAUCAUUGUCAAUUUAAAUGGCAUCCCUGUCAGGGAGCUUGCCGACCUCAGUUCUUUAUCCCUUUGAAAGCUGGCAACGAAAAAGAUGGUAAAGAAUUAUAUAUCGCUAAAGCCUGGCAUUGUGAUGAAGAGAGAGUCGGUAAAGCUGGUCAA
Messenger RNA from Dentiscutata heterogama, 381 nucleotides. The record is from the annotation of a GenBank genome assembly. NCBI's taxonomy places the organism in Eukaryota, Fungi, Glomeromycota, Glomeromycetes, Diversisporales, Gigasporaceae.